Hibiscus syriacus is the source of this 560-nucleotide messenger RNA. RefSeq lists its product as uncharacterized. The transcript is spliced from 5 exons. NCBI's taxonomy places the organism in Eukaryota, Viridiplantae, Streptophyta, Magnoliopsida, Malvales, Malvaceae. The coding region runs from base 159 to 560 and encodes 133 amino acids. The record is from RefSeq and is a predicted model, not a curated record.
UCCAUUUUCUGAACCUUCUUUCACUUCCAUUGAUUUUUCUUUCUAGGUAUUUGAUCUUAUCUUCAAAGGUUCUAUCUUUUGGUGGUGGUGGUGCAGCAAAAUAGAGAAAAAUCCAUUUUUAUUGCAAAAAGAUGAAUAAUAUUUUUUUUUCUUGGUAAAUGUGGGGAGCUCCUGGAGAACCUGCUGAUUCUUAUUACGCAGUCCGGCCUGAAUGCACUGAUGUUCCUAGAACCAGAUUUAAGAUCAAGCCCGGUAAAACUCAUGGCAAGCUGCAUUCUCUCAGGAUGGACAUCUGGAUAUCGGAAAAACUCUACGUCGAAUCCAACGUGGGGGGAUCCAUCCAUCAAUUAGGGGAGUUUCUCCUUGGCUGUUACGAUCCCGAGAGUACAUUUGACGAAAGGGAUCAAAUACGGCAGCAUCGAAGGGUGCAAUACGCUAGAUGGAAGAACAAAUGUGGUGAAAUCUUUCCUGCGUUGACCGAUCCUGUGGGUUCUCUUCGACGGAUUGAAUAUUGUCGGGAACCAUGGAUUCAGACGAAUUACUAUCAAAAUGGACAGUAG